Molecule: messenger RNA, 879 nt
Organism: Dovyalis caffra
Lineage: Eukaryota; Viridiplantae; Streptophyta; Magnoliopsida; Malpighiales; Salicaceae
Source: the annotation of a GenBank genome assembly
AUGGAGCAUAGUUUAUGGAAUCAUUUGCCACUACUGGUAAGGGCAAACUCUAAAGAAUCAGUAGAGUACAUUCUUCAAGCUCUCUGGCGAACUCGUAAAACCGGUCUCGAUUCCGCCGACCGACUCGUCAUUCGCGACAUCCUCCAACUCUCUAACGACACCGAUCUCGACCCUUUAUUUGUUUGUCUUCGAAUGUUGAUUCGAAGGUGUGUGUACGAGAAUGUAAGCAAAGAUGAGAUUCAAAAGUUGUUUCCUGAUGAGGUUUUGCCGGAAUUGCAAAGGUUGUUGACGCUUUUACUCCAAAAAUUUCAGAGAGAGUGGCGAGCAGAUGUGUUUAAGGAUCAGGUUGAUUUUCCACGGUUGAAGGCAAUGACAUGGAAUAUGGCGAAUCAGGAUGCAGUCGAGGGGACUGAUCCUGUCGCUGUUAUCAAUUUGAAGCUUCAAAAUGAUGCACAGUCUAACUCAGAAUUGAAGUUCCAAUUAGGUAAAGAUACUCUAGAAACAAUGGUGAAGUCCAUGUACUGCAUAAGAGACCAAUUGUCUGACUUGGGUGGGGCAUCAAAUGGGCAGUUAUCUCAGGAAACCAACAUAGUCUAUGUUGAGUCGAUGGUGAUGUUAGUGGUGACUGACAGCUCUGCACAGGAGCUUCCUUCUAUGCCCAGGAGGCUCACAUACAUGGAUUUGGAGAGCAACCAUUUGCAAAGAUUGAUUUUUUGCAAAACCACUCUGGCCCUUAAAGAAUCAGCUUCUGUUUAUGCCAGCCCUCUCCUUCUUGGCUUGAAGGGUGAGGAUGCUGAAUGGGUUACGGUGGAUAUUGUGAACCCUGAACUGUCUGCAGAUGAUUGGGUUGGAGUUUUAUCUCCUGCAAACUUCAAUUAA